AGGGAAGAAAGACAAGAUACACUGGGGUUGUGUCCUGGUACAGGCAGGGAGUGCUGUCACGUCCAGACUGGUAUGGAAUGUGGUUACCAAAUCAGAGCCAGAAAAGGCAUGCAACAAGUAACGGCUGGUGGGGGAUAUGUGCCAUUCCCUCCAGCUAGUGGAUAUCAAUACAGGCCCUCCUAGAUGAAUGUGUGUGCAGCAGAUUUGCUGUGGACGGUGCACACGCCACCAGAUUAAUUGCUUCCCAAGAGGAGGGUGCUGAACACCAUGCCUGCAAUAGUCCCCAAGAGCAAAGCCCCGGGGGUCGAUUUCUGCGGGGUGGACGAAUAUUACUACAUCGUCCGCUCAGACCUGGGCUGCUACAUGAGGUCGACCAAUUUCAACGAAGGAAAAGAUCUGAACGUGUAUAGUCUGCACCCCUCCUGCCAGGGCGGGGAGCACUAUCUCGCCCACGAGGCUGACCUCUUCUUCAUCAUCAAAGGAGAGACUUAUCGCCAUGUGUCCAGCAUGAACACGGACACAGACGCCGUAGUCUACAAUCUCCACCCCAAUUGCCAGGGAGGAGACCAUUAUCUCUCAGCCUUUGGGUACUUCUACAUUGUCUUCCAGAGCAAGGGUGUGUACCGCAGGGUCACCUGCCUGAACACCGAUUCUGAUGCUGUCGAAUACAGCCUCCACCCGUCCUGCAGAGAUGGCCUCUAUUACUGGGGUAUCAAGGGCCAUUAUUAUUUUGUCAAGCCCCAUGACAAAUGGGGGAUCCAGUAUUAUCAAACCACCAAUUUUAACGCCAUCGAAGAUGCCAAAACCUAUUCCUUCCACCCGGAUGUGCUCAACUUCCUCCCUGGUGGGUUGGCUAUCACCCAGGGUUCAGCUUUCGGCACCUGGGAGGCCAUCAAGACCAUCUCCAAUGAUUCCAACACGCCCAUCACCUGGAACAAGAAGAUCACCAGGAAGGUGGGCUAUGCCAAGGAGAAAAUGAGCAGCAUAGAGCACAACUGGAGCGUGAGCAUCUCAGCAUCAAAACAGUCAGGAGCCCUCACCGAAGACAUUGCCAAGUACCAGUUCUCCCUCACUACUCAAUACGGCGGGAAAAGCGUCAACACGGAGAAGGAGAACUGGAGCGAGGCCACCGACGUGGAAGAGUCUGUCAGCCUGACCCUGCAGCCAAGAGAGAAAAUCUACAUAUGGCAGUACCAGCUGGGCCUGGGCAAGAAAAGCAUCUUGUUCUGCCGUGACAUGAAAUUCAACGGCAAUUCAAACCCACCUACUGAAGUCCCCCUGCCGCCUUCUAACCAGUGAUCUGAAAUAGGGAGCUCCCAGGAAUACCUAAAGGUCCGCUCGCUGCCUUGCAGUAUUGCUAAGAAUUGGGGUUGUCGGGGGUAUAUUUAGGGUUAGUAUUUUACAGUAGUCGUAGUGGCUUUGCAGUGCAGGGUGUUUAGUGAGGCCCAGUCUGCCUUUAGGAAUAGCAGCUAGGAUUAAGAUACAGAGACACAACCCUACAAUCUACCAUAAUGAUCGUACCAUGGGCUUCCAGAAAACCGGUUGCCAACGGGCUUGCAGCUAACAUGGCUGGAAAAGCAUUUCCUGAGCCAGCAUGGACAGAGCACCAAAACAUUAAAAAUUCUGCACCAAAAAAUUAAAAAUUCUGGGCAGAAUAUUUUAAAAUUCUGCAAAAUAUCACAUAUAUUAUUUAUCAAAAUAACACGAUAUAAUCACACCAGUUUCAAUUAUUUUCAGAAUUUAUUUCAAAAUACCUGUAACAACACAGACACACAAAAAAUUCCCCGUUUCUCUGCCCCCUUCCCGGCAGAGCCAAGGAGAGGGGCCAGACACUCACACCCCCUCCCCGCAGAGCCCAGGAAUCCAGAGGGACAAACAGCCUGAUGCUGGGGCCUGAGCUUGUGUGGAGUUUCCUGCACGCUGCCUCCUUCUUACAUGGGGAGCGGAGAACUGCUGCUGCUGGGAACCCUCCAGUUCCUCCCCCACCUCUUACCAGCAACGUCCUCCAUGUGCGAGCUGGGCUCUGCCGGGUCCAGAAGCCCCUAGUGGUGGCCAGCAGCUCUGCAGCCCAUUUCUACUCAGGGGGGAGGAAAGGAAAUUCUGUGUGCACAACAUUAAUUUUGGGGCAAAUUCUGCAUUGCACAGUGGUGCAGAAUUCCCCCAGGAGUAACAUACACACCAGUUUCAGGCGGGUUUGUACUUAACAUGGCUCCACCGUGCCUCCGCUGCUACUCCCCACGCUAACACAGGUGCAUUGCUAUUUGCACUCGCACGAGUAUAUGUGCAUGAGCGAAUCACACCCCUGCCUCAUAGUGCAGACGUCGCUCUGGUUCCACUCUCCUGUCACACGGGAACAAGAGGUUUGCUCAGGGAGCGCUGUGAUUACGCCUCUGCAAGCUGGGAUUUUAGGCAGGAGUUCGGUGGCUCACUCCCAGACAUAAAAUCAGCUCUGGGAUUGGGAAGUAACCCUUACACAGCAGGCAGAGAUCACCACCCCUCAGUGAUCCGCACAGAUCACAGGUGAAAAGGGUGGGGGAAGAGCCUCAGUGUGUUUUCUCAGUCACAUAGGAUUGUGUGUAGUUUUAUUUUGUGCCUGUUGUUACUUCUGGCUAUGAAUUAGCCAAGUCAGUUUUCUCAAGGGCUCGUCUUUACUAGAAGCUGCGACCAAAGACUCCAACUUCACAUAAAUAACUUUGUAUCAAUAAAAUUAUCCGAGGCAUAAAA
This is a messenger RNA of Chelonia mydas (Green sea turtle), 2724 nucleotides long. RefSeq lists its product as uncharacterized. The record is from RefSeq and is a predicted model, not a curated record. NCBI's taxonomy places the organism in Eukaryota, Metazoa, Chordata, Testudines, Cheloniidae. The transcript has 2 exons. The coding region runs from base 268 to 1299 and encodes 343 amino acids.